AUGGCAUCGAUAUGUCCCCCGGUCAAUAAAGAGUACAGUACCAAAAGAACCGAGCUGAUCCAGUUUCCUCUCGAAAGACACCGCUGCAACAGUUUGCUCAACACAGACUCGGACACUGUAGGAUGUGUGGAUCCAGAAGAGUGUGUGAGAGUGUGUGGAGCGGAGGUGGGAUGCUCCAACAUCGCCUUUCCCAAACUGGUCAUUGAACUCAUGCCAAGCGGCUUGCGUGGACUUAUGAUAGCGGUGAUGAUGGCAGCUUUGAUGUCAUCACUGACCUCCAUCUUUAACAGCAGCUCCACACUCUUCACCAUGGACAUCUGGAAGAAGUAUCGCUCACGAGCCUCAGAGAGAGAGCUGCUACUGGUCGGAAGGAUUUCGACUGUGAUCUUGGUGGUGGUGAGUGUGGUGUGGAUCCCCAUCCUUCAGUCGGCCAACAGUGGCCAACUGUACGUGUACAUCCAGUCGGUGACAAGCUACCUCGCUCCGCCCGUCACUGCUGUCUUCACCCUGGCUGUCUUCUGGAAGAGGACCAACGAGCAGGGUGCGUUUUGGGGCCUGAUGGUGGGCUUGGUGGUAGGUGUGUGUAGGAUGGUGUUGGAGUUUGCUUUCCCGCCUUCCAGAUGUGGCGUUGUGGACUCGGCACCUGAUGUUCUGCGCAGCGUCCACUACCUCCAUUUUGCCAUUCUGCUCUGUGGGCUCACUACUAUCGUGGUGACUGUAGUUUCCCUGCUCACCCCCCCGCCCAGCCCUGAACAGUUGCUUAACCUGACCUGGUGGACUUUGACUGAAGGGCCACAGAGAGAAAUUCCUCUGCAGAAAGUGUCCUCUGUCAGCCACCGUAGCUCCCAGGGCUGUGAGCCAACCCGGCGGGUGACAUGCGGUCAGGGCACAGGGUUGUGUAUCGCAGCAGCGCGGCGAUCAGAGGAGACUCCAACUCCCAGAGUUCAGAGCGUCAGAGAGAGUGUGUUCUGGUCCAGGUUCUGCGGUGUCAAUGCAAUCCUGGUCGUCAGCAUUAACAUUUUUCUCUAUGCAUACUUUGCCUGAGUCGAGGAUCAUAUUUCACAUCCUGUCUCACCCUGUUGCUGAACUCCUGACAAAAUCAACUCCAGAUCCAAGAAGGUGGGGAAACAAACUGUGGUUUCUGUACUGAUUUUACAUGAAUCCAACAUAAAUUCUCAUUUCAAACUAAACUAAAAAACACUUAAGAGAGCACCUCUAACCAAAUGUAUUAUUUUGAUUAUAAAAAAAUUGAGAUUUAAAGAAAAAUCUAAGUAACACUUUAAUUCAUUAAUUCAUAGUUGAUUAUUUUGUUUAUAAAACUUAUCUCUCGUAUUUUGUAAAACAUAGUUUCAAAGUGUUAAAAGGGUAUUGUACAAAUUAAAAUGAAGAUCGUGGCUUGAAACAAGCUAACAUCAAUCUGCAGUUUAUAAAUGAUGACAUAUUAACAUAAGGGCAUUACACACCAUAUAUUUAAAGCUUACAUUAAAUUAGAAUAUACAUAUUUGUGUUUUUAUGUUUAACGUGAAAAUCUAUUUGCUUAAUUUUACUUACAAUGUUAUGUUUAUGUCCUUAUGUCUGUCAAGAAGAGUUUUGUGAACUUUAAGUUACUGUUUUAGUUUUCUUUCAUGCUAUUUGGCUUGUUUGUGAAUAUAUAUCAGAAUUUCUCAACCUUUUCCGGUCCCAAAAAUUGCCCAGCUUUUAGUAUUUUAAAUGAAAAUACACACACUUGUGUUUUGAAUGAAAUAGUGCAUUAGAGCAUCUACAUUUAAUGGAGAUAAUGUGAAAUAAAGGUUUUACAGAUAGGUUCAGGGUUGUUGUUUGGUUCCCAGACAUUUUACAGUUUAUUAGUAAUACAAUGUGCCUCCUGUUUUUGUUUAACAGCAGACUCCCUCAACGGACAUUAAACCCAAGGUUGAGAAACUCUUUUAUAACAUUUAUGUUAGGUGCGUUUAGAUAUCUCUUUUUUAGUUUAGUCAAAAGACAGAAUAUCAUGACAACCUGUCUAACAAAUUUUUUUCUCUUGUGAUAUCCCAAAUAAAUUAUAAGAUAUGUGCAUUAAAGUUACAAUUGUUGGUCCAAAAAUAAAUGCAGGUUAGAGUAUU
Molecule: messenger RNA, 2102 nt
Organism: Notothenia coriiceps (black rockcod)
Lineage: Eukaryota; Metazoa; Chordata; Actinopteri; Perciformes; Nototheniidae
Product: sodium/glucose cotransporter 5-like
Exons: 8
Coding region: 1-1044 (347 amino acids)
Biological process (GO): transmembrane transport
Cellular component (GO): plasma membrane
Molecular function (GO): D-glucose:sodium symporter activity
Source: RefSeq, a predicted model, not a curated record